AUGAAAUUUGUUUUUAUAUUUGCAAUUAUUAUAACAAUAUUUUCUAGUAAAAACAUUAAAUGCUUUAAUGAUAUAAAUUCAAAUGGGAAAAAAAACGUACAAGAGCAAAACAAUAAUAAGGGGGAUGGUAAUACUUCGACACAAGAAAAUCAAAAUGUUGAUGAAGUGAAUAGCCAAAAUAAGGGAAAUGUAAAAGAAGGUGAAAUUGAUGAAAUGGAUGAAGAACAUGCCAAACAAUAUAACAUCGAAAUUGACUCAGAACAUAAUAAUAACGAACUUUUCCAAAACGAUACAAACUACGUAAGUGAUGAAAGCGGAAAAGACUAUAUUGAGAGAGACCCCUUCUUGUUCAAUGAUGAACAAAUGGAUAAAAUGAAUAACAAAGAAAACAUGCAUAAUAAACCUGAACAAGAAGGACGAAAUAGUAAGACUGGAAAUGAUUUAAAAAAAAACAAUAGUAAUAAUAAAAAAAAUUCAAACAAAAAAGAGGAUGAUGAAUAUAAUAAAGAUUUAAUACAUUUUGAAAAAGAGUUUAGAGAAAUUGAUGACGAUUCAGGCGAUAAUAGUACAAUUGAAGAUAUUGGUUUAAAUUUGAAAAAUGAUACGGAUAAAAAUGUGGACAAGUUAGAUAAAAAUAUGAACAAGCUAGAUAAAAAUGUGAACAAGCUAGAUAAAAAUAUGAACAAGCUAGAUAAAAAUGUGAACAAGUUAGAUAAAAAUGUGAACAAGCUAGAUAAAAAUUAUGACCAAGCUAGCCAAAAUGGAAAUGUGCAUAAUAAAGAUAAACGACAAAGUAAACAAGGGAUAAACAAAAAUAACAAAAAAAAAGAAAAUCAUGAUUGGAAAAGAAAAGUAAAUGGAAAGGAAGAUAUCCCACAUAAUCACAAAAACGAAAUGUUACUUGGAAAAGAACAUGAGUCAAUAAAAUAUUUUUUUGAAAUAUUAACUGAAAUAUUUAUCAUAAUAAAAUUAGGUAUUAUGGAUAGAUAUACAAAUUAUUUAAUUCCAUUAAAAAAUAUAAUAAUUCACAAAACUUUAAAUAAAAUGGAAUUUGUGUGCACAACUAUAUUAUGGUUACAUAAGGUAGGUAGUGAACAAUAUAGAGAUACAUAUGGUUUUAUAUUAAUAAUUUUAUUUAUAUUAGCUUUAAAAUAUAUAAUAAAACAAACAACUUUUAAGAUUAAAAAAAAAACAAAAAAUGAAAAUGGUGUAUUUAAAAAUAAAAGUAAUGAAAAUAUAUAUAUUGAAAAUUUAUUAAAAAGAAUUUUAUAUAAAGUUGAAAGAAAAAAUACACUCGAAUUUGAAGAUAAUAAUAAUAUUAAUAUAUUGCAGCAUAUUUUAGAAAAUACUGAUAAUAUAUUAAUAAAUAGUAAUAUAAUAAAUAAAGAAAAUAAAACUAUAUAUACAGAUAUGACAUCAAAUAUAAAUAAUAUAGGUGUCUUUACAUAUGUAUCUACACAAGCUUUAAAAAAAAUUAACUAUAAAACCGAUGUUAUAAUUAAUGAAUUAACAGGUGGUAGAGCACAUGGUUUAGGAGAUAUUCCGGAUGAUAAUAAAACAGAUAGUUAUAAAAAUUUAACAAUGAAUGAAUAUGAUGAAUAUGAUAUGAAUAAAAUGAAAGAAAAUUUUGUAAAUUAUAAUGAAUAUGAUGAAAAUUAUGUUAACAAUAAAUUAGGAUAUAACAUGAUAGGGAAUCAUAACGAAUUUUCUGAUAUUCCUACAAGUUUUAUAAAAAAAAAUAAUAAUUAUCCUUUUAUUAAUGAAAAUAGUAAUAUGAUCGAAGCAAAUAAUAUGGCCGAAGCAAAUAAUAUGGCCGAAGCAAAUAAUAUGAUAUAUAGCCAAGUUGGUGAGGAAGAAAUGAAUUAUAAUAUAGGGACGGUAGUAAAUAAUUUAGGAAAUCAUAUAGAUAAAAAUAUUAAUGAUAAUAUAGAUGGAAAUCAUAUUAUAAGAAAUUUAAAUAGUUCAAAUAAAAUUCCUGGGAACCAAUCUCCUUAUUCAACAGAACAUCCAGGAAUAUAUGAUGUUAUAUCUAAUUCGAACAAAAAUAAUACAAAUGAAUAUGAAGAAGAUAAAAUACAUUCUUUUCAUUUGAAAAAUAAUGAAGAAGAUAGACAAAAUAAUUCUCCAUUUAUUAGUCAAUAUUUAAAGGGAAACCAAAAAACGGGUUUAAUAGAAACCAACAUAAAUAAUUCAUUGUUAAAUCAGAAUGAUAAAAUAAGCAAUAGCAAUAAUAAUGAUAGCAAUCGCAAUAAUAAUGAUAGCAAUCGCAAUAAUAAUAAUAAUAAUAGCAGUAGCAAUAACGGAACUAACAAUUUAGUAAACCCAAACGAAGAAAUGGAGAAUAUUAGUGCACCUCCAUAUCGAUAUAGCCAAAACGUUAAUAAUAACAAUAUGAGAGAUUCAAAAGAACAUAUAAAUAAUUAUUCUACCAAUUUUAUGCAUAAUAAAAAAUCAUCUGUCCCUUUAAAUGAAAAUAUUUCAAUUCGUGACAACAUUCAAGAAAAUUCUAAUUAUCUUAUUCAGAGUGGGGAAUCCAAUAGAGAGUCAAUAGUACCUGACCUGAAUAACGAAGAAAUAAUGACAAAUUCCAAUAUAAUUAGUAACUACGAAAAUAGGUCCGAGUUAGUGAAUAAUAAUUUGUCAAAUAAAAGUGACCCUUUUUUGAAUGAAAGAGAAAAUGGAAUCAAAAAUUUAGAAAAUGAAAAUUUUGUGAAUAAACAGAAUACUUUCCCUAACCAUGCACCACCUCCUUUUUCAUAUGUAACCCCACCACAACAAUAUACCGACAAUAUAUCAUCACGAAAUAGCAAACAUCUAACUCAACGAAAGGAACGACAAGAAAUAAUUGCAACCAAAUCGCCUUUUAAUUAA
Messenger RNA from Plasmodium yoelii, 2871 nucleotides. Its product is annotated as secreted ookinete protein, putative. The record is from RefSeq and is a predicted model, not a curated record. The transcript has 4 exons. The coding region runs from base 1 to 2871 and encodes 956 amino acids. Lineage: Eukaryota; Apicomplexa; Aconoidasida; Haemosporida; Plasmodiidae.